Molecule: messenger RNA, 6242 nt
Organism: Brachypodium distachyon (stiff brome)
Lineage: Eukaryota; Viridiplantae; Streptophyta; Magnoliopsida; Poales; Poaceae
Exons: 7
Coding region: 130-5664 (1844 amino acids)
Biological process (GO): defense response to other organism
Molecular function (GO): ADP binding
Source: RefSeq, a predicted model, not a curated record
GAAUAUAUUGGCGGAUGCCCAGAGUCGUUGUUGAGCUGUGUUCGUUCCACACCAUUCUUGUCCCUUGGACAUCACCCGAUCGAGCAUCGUGCUCUAGCUCGUCAGAUUUGUGAUUACCUCGGAGGCGGGAUGAUGAUGAUGGAGGGUUCAAGUUCAACUUGUGUGGCGAUGGAUCAUGCCCCUGCCUGGCUUAAGCUGGCCAUGGAUGUUCCAGUCACUGCCCCGUUGGGCCCCAUGGGCCCCCUGAUCCGGCGCCUCUACGGGCCCGCGGCCCGCGAGCAGCAGGGCCGCCCAAUGGCCGAUAUUGACACCGAGAUCCAGCAGCUCGUGGAACAAGGCCUCAUGGAGGGACUGUUCGUCUCUCUCAAAGGUCUGUCGGAGGCUGAGGACGCCAGCUUGAGCUUCACGGCCAAGUGGUGGAUGAAGGAGGUUCGAGAACUCUGCUACGACGCCGAGGACCACUUCGACGAGGUUACCACGUUGCAUUACUCCGGUGCCGGCAUCGCCGCUCGGAUCCUCCUUUGCAUCUGCACCAAGCUGACUAGUCCUCCUUUGCACAUCGCGAGUGAUAUCUCUGAAAUAAUGGCCCGUGUGAAGGACGCGAGUAAAAGACAGGAGAAUUUCCUUCUUGCUCCCAAUCCUAAGAUCACCACAGCUGCUGGCUCUGCAGGGGAGGCCGCCGGUGUCCCAACGGACAUGACUGGCGGCCGUCGUCGCUGGUGCCGGCGAAUGGAUGAUCUCGUCAAGCUGCUCGCUUUCGAUGACGAGAGCCAGAAACAACUCAAGGUGGUGUCCAUCUUUGGGCUUGCAGGUGUUGGCAAGACGACGGCUGCUAGGGCCUUGUUUGAUGAGUUUGGAGGGGAUUUCCAGUGCCGGGCUUUCCUACGGGUGUCCCGGAAUCCGGAUAUAAGGAGGCUGCUCACCAGCAUCCUCUCGCAAAUCAAGGCACCCCAGGUCCGUGGCUUCCCUGAUGCGCAGAUCCUUACUGCUAGUAUCAGGGAACAUCUGCAAGACAAGAGAUUCUUCAUCGUAGUUGACGAUAUAUGGACUACAUCAGUAUGGGAUAUUAUUAACCGUGCUUUUCCUGAUGGUGAUUGCAGCAGAGUAAUAACAACCACACAAGUUAAGGAUGUAGCAUUGGCAAGCUGCAGCUAUCACCUAACGUAUAGAUAUGAGAUGAAUCCUCUUAAUGACGAUCAAUCAGCAGAAUUGUUCUUCACUAGAGUUUUCGGCUCUGAAGAUUGUUGUCCUGCAGAUCUCAUAGAAGUUUCAUAUGAGAUUAUCAGUGAAUGUGGUGGUUUACCAUUAGCAAUUGUCAAUAUAGCCAGCCUGUUAUCGUUUUGCCUCUUACCGGAUCAAUGGAAGCAUAUGCAAUAUUCUUUAUCAUCUGCUUUGGAGACAAAUCCUACUUCAGAAGGGAUGAAACAAAUUAUAAAACUUACGUACGCUAAUCUUUCUCCUCAUUUGAAGACAUGUUUUCUAUAUCUUAGUAUGUACCCAGAGGGCUACACUAUCAGGAAGGAUGAAUUGGUGAAGCAAUGGGUAGCUGAAGGUUUCAUUGGGGAAAGGCAAGACAAAGAGCAGACUGCAGGGGUUUAUUUCGAUGAGCUUGUAAGUAGAGGAAUGAUCCAACCCGUAGAUACCAAUUGUCAUGACGAGGUGUUGUCAUGUACAGUUCACCACUUGGUACUUGAUUUUAUUAGGUACAAAUCCAUGGAAGAGAAUUUCAUUAUUAUUGUGGACAAUCUUCAAACAACUCCAGGACUCGCUGACAAGGUUCGUCGACUGUCUGUGCAGUUCGGAGGGUCAAAAACUGCAGAGAUACCGGAGAAUAUCAUAACAUCCCAAGUUCGAUCACUCUUAUUCUGCGGAUUCUUGAAACUUGUGCCUUCCAUUGUGGAGUAUAGGUUUCUUCGUGUUCUUAUUCUUCAUAUUUGGGCUGAUCAUGACAAAACGAGCUUUGACCUCACUCAAAUUGAUGAGCUAUUGCUACUGAGGUAUCUGAAGAUUGAAUGUAAUAUCACCGUCAAACUUCCAGCCAAGAUUCGAGGGCUCCGACAUCUGGAGACACUGGAGGUAGAUGCAAGAUUGUCUGCUGUUCCAUCAGAUAUUGAUUGUGCGAAGAGUUUACUGCACCUUCGCCUUCCAAGCGACAAUGUGUUGGACCUUGAUAAUCCGACCAAUCUGCAAGAUCUUCAUCUGACCUGUUGUGCUGGGUCGCUUCACCGUGUGGUUCGCAACAUGAAGCAUCUUGGUUCAAUUCUGGGUAAGUGCCAGAACCUCCAAUCUCUGAUCCUGGAUGAUGCUAGUGGCUCUUCAAGCAUGAGCAUUUUGUGUGAUGGCUUGAGCAGAGUGUCCCCUUCCCCGGUCCAUCUUCAGAGGAUCGAAGUUUUUCCCCAGGCUUGCAUCUUUCCCAGCCUCCCCAAGUGGUUAGGACAACUCAAUAGCCUCUGCGUCCUAAAGAUUGCAGUUAGGGAGCUAUCCAAGGAGGAUAUGGAUAUCCUGAAACGACUGCCUGCUCUUACUGCUUUCUCGCUGUAUGUCGGGAUCACCCCUGCAGAACAAAUUGUCUUUGACAAGGGGUUCAAGGUUCUCUGGUAUUUCAAGUUCACGUGCACUGCACUAUGCAUGGCCUUCUCGGAAGGAACAAUGUCCAAUGUGCAGAGACUCAAGCUAAGAUUCAAUGCUGACAAAUUGGAAAAAUAUGAUCCCGUACGUGCUGGCUUCGAACACUUAACGGGUCUUAAAGAGAUCUCUGCGAAAAUCGGAUGCAUUGGUGCUGAUGAAUCUGACAGCAAAUCUGCACUGAUGGACAUCUUCAGGAAGCACCCAAGCAGGCCUAUCUUCAAUGUGCAAUUGGUGGAUCGAAUUAUUCAGGGCGACAAACAUAAACGAGUUCAUAUGAGGGUCUCUUUGCCAAGAGAGGAACUCUCUUCGUAUCCACAAAUACUAGGGGGGAAGAAGAGAUGGAGGCAAAUGAAUGUCCAUCUCACGAAGACUCUGCGAGGAGUUACAUUUUUUAACUGUAUUUACGCAGAGCCUCUGCGAGGAGUUACAUACCUGAUCAUGAAGCUUCCACUCAAUCUUGGUGACGACCUCGAAUUCAUCAAGCGAGAAAUGCGGCAGAUGUCUUCCAUAAUUGAGGGAAACAAGGAGGAUGACCUGGAAGAGGAAUGGGUCCCACAACUGCAGGAGUUGGUUUAUGAUAUUGAGGACUACAUAUGCAUUUACAGCCUGCUGAGGACCAGACUGUCAGUACACAUCAUUCCCCACAUGAGCCACAUGAAGCAUCUGAAAGGUAGGAUCAUGAGCAUACAGAACUGGCGUCAUGCAGAUAUAUCGAGCAAGAUCAUAGACACUGGUUCUACUGCUAUGCCCAGGUCCUUCCCUGGAACUUCUCCUCGUUGUUAUGUUCGGCAGGAUGAUCUGAUUGGCAUCGAAAAUCCCAGAGAUGAGCUUCUACAGCUGCUUAUUCAUGCUGAUGACAGGCAGCCAUGGAUGAUCUCCAUCGUGGGGUGUCGUGGCUCAGGAAAGUCUACCCUUGCAGCAGUAGUCUACAACGACCACCGUGUCUGCCAAGAAUUUGAUGGCCGUGCUUGGGUUGUGGCGUCAGAGUGCAGAAAUUCGGGGGACCUUCUAGAUGAGAUCUUCCAACAACUAGAUCCGGAGAACAAGACUACCCGCAGUAUUUACGGGUUAACGUGUAUCCUACAGGAUAGAAGGUGUUUGGUCGUCAUUGAUCAGGCUGAGCGAGGAGAAAUAUGGUACGAUAUAUCACGUGCCUUCCCUCCUGACAGCAGAAUAAUAGUGACCACGAGUGUUCAGUCUGUUGUGGCCACCGCCGCUGGCUUCUUCAGCUCCCACAGUUAUAUUUACGCAAUGCAAGGUCUUGGCGAUGCUGAUUCAAGGAAGUUAUUCUGGAGGAAAGUUUAUGGUUUUGAUACUGAACCUGCACCUGCCCUGGUUGAUGGUUCAGCAAGCAUCUUCAAAAAAUGUGAUGGUUUGCCUCUAGCACUGGUUAGCGUGGCUAAUUACGUGCGUGAGCAUCACCAGGGGGGGAGGAUUCAAAGGUUUGGUACUAACUACCAGGAAGCCUUUGGGCAAAUGAAUAGAGUGUUUGUCCAAUGCUUCAACAGCCUGCCUGACAAUGGUCACAGGACAUGCUUGCUUUCUCUGAGCAUAUUUCCACAUGGUCAUCAAAUUAACAGGAAGAGUGUUAUCAGAAGAUGGAUAGCUGAAGGAUUGGUUGCUGGAAAUGCCGAACACACUGCGGAAGAAGUUGCUGCUGCCCGCUUCAGUGAGUUGAUCAACCGGAGUAUCAUAGAGCCAGUGCUGAUUGGCAACAAUUCCAAAGUCAAGAGGUGUCGAGUUAAUGGUGCAAUGCUCGAGUUCGUCGUGAACAAAGCAAUCUCUAAAAAUUUUGCCACUCUGAUUCGGAAGGAUGAGCCUGUCAGCUACACAAAUCCCCAUCCUAUCCGCCGGCUAUCUGUUCAAGGCGAUGGCGGCACCACAGGAAGCGGAAGUAUUGCCACUGGAAUUGGAUUAUCUUUCAUUAGGUCGUUAACGAUCAACAACAGUGAGGCCUUCGAUUUCCAGAGGUCCAAGCUGCUUCGCGUCUUGGAUUUGGAACGCUGCAAGGGCCUUGACGACAUUGUUCUGGACGCAGUGUGCCAAUUGCUGAUUCUCAAGUAUCUAAGCCUAAGGGGUAGCGAUGUUCGCAAAAUCCCCAAGAGAAUAAGAAGAUUACGCCAUCUAGAGACGCUGGAUAUUCGAGGGACGAAGGUGAAUAAUUUGCCAAUGGAGGCUAUGAUGCUGCCACGAUUAGUUCAUCUUUUUGGCCGUUUUGAGCUACCUGAAGAGCUCAGAUAUGAGAUGGAAAAGAGUAAGCUUCAGAAGUUCUUGUCAGAAGAAAGUAGAUUGCAGACAUUAUCAGGAUUUGUCAUGGAGAAGAAUGGUGGUCUUGAGUCCAUAGUGCUUCACAUGAGCUCCUUAAGGAAGGUUAAGAUAUGGUGCAAAAGAUACCCGUGCUCCACCAGUGCGAUAGAAUAUGAUGUUUCUUCCAUUCAGAAGCUCUUUGCUGGUAGCAAUAAUGCUCUCGAGUCUAUAUCAAUCGAUUCCGACAGUUAUCCUACGAAUUUCCUCCAUUCUCUACAAGGUCCCUGUAGGAUCAGCUCCAUCAAACUGCGUGGGACUCUACUCCAGCUGCCUAAAUUCCUUUCGUCUGUUGAUAGUACUCUCUCAGAGUUGCAACUUUCCUUUACUGGUCUGAGCUGUGAAGAAUUAUCUGUCCUGCAAAACCUACGCUGCCUGCUUUACCUGAAACUGUCUGAGGUUCGCCAGGGACUCAUUGGUGGUAUCUUUGAAGUCCGAAGUGGUGGAUUCCCAAGCCUUGAACGGCUGUGCUUAGAGGCUCCAAUGCUUCCAGAAGUACACAUCAAACAAGGAGCCAUGAACAAUCUCACCUCUCUGCGGCUGCUCUGUCUGCCGGAAUAUGCAGGAUGGCGUAACGUCAAGGGCAUCGAACAUCUCCACCGUCUCAAGGAAGUGGUACUCCACCAUUCUGUUGAUGCCGUUGGACUGGAAGCUUGGAAGCAGACGGCAGUGAAGCACGAGAACAGGCCAAAAGUAUCCAGGGAGGUGGUUGAAUCAAUAAUACCCUGGUAGGGCAAUCAUCUUGUGUGUUUACGGCUCUGCUGUUUUGGAAGAUCUUCUAGCUGGUGUUCAUGCUACUGAGACAUAUGACACCGGUGACAUUUGGGAAGCUCUCGGCCGUUGCAUGCUGGUAUUUUUGGUGGGAAAGGAGACAACUGAUGCAUGGAGAGCCGAUCCAGUCGCCUGCCAAGACUGCUUUAUCGAUCCGAGCGCUGGCUAUGCUCGUUCCUGUUCGAACUUCGAAACCAAGUGGUAUGCAGCGCCGUGGUUGGCAAAGACCUGGUGAUGGUAUGCAAAAACUCAAUGUGGAUGCUUAUUUUGUUUGAGGAAGGUGCGACUGGUGCUGUUAUCAGGGAUGCUACAGGCUUGUUUGUGGGUGCGAGGAAUCGCUUCAUCCUCAUUGUCAUGAUGCCAUGCAUGAUUGCUGAAGCGGCAAAUCAAGUUGCGCAUGAUCUUAGUUUAGGCCGGGUUGAUCCACCGAAUGUUUGGUUGGACAAUCUUCCAAGUUUUCGCACUCCUUUGCUAAUUGACGAUGUUAGCCAUGAUGGCUUUCUCGGCUCUCCUAAGCAACCAGCGCAAAAAAAACUAUU